This is a messenger RNA of Pistacia vera, 839 nucleotides long. RefSeq names its product binding partner of ACD11 1-like. Bases 196 to 576 code for a protein of 126 amino acids. The transcript is spliced from 2 exons. NCBI's taxonomy places the organism in Eukaryota, Viridiplantae, Streptophyta, Magnoliopsida, Sapindales, Anacardiaceae. The record is from RefSeq and is a predicted model, not a curated record.
UGCUUUCUUUCUUCUCAAUCUUUUCCUCUGUAGGGUGCCACUAUUUUGGAUCAACGUGUAUGUAUAACACGCUGGGGUCAGUACGAAGAUGAGUUUGAUUUUUGGAACAGGCCAUCUCGUGAGUUGGAGGAUGAAACAGAAUCAACUCCCCCUCAGAGAAGUCCAUUUGUUUCUGAUGCUGGAGAAGCACUUGCAAUGGCUCAGGAAGUUGUGAAGACCAUGCUGGCGAAGGGAUAUGUUCUGGGGAAAGAUACUCUAAGCCAGGCCAAAGAUUUUGAUGAGUCUCAUCAAGUUUCAGCAACUGCUGCUGCUAAAGUUUCUGAGCUGAAUCAGAAAAUCGGUCUCUCUGAUAAGAUUGGUGCUGGUGUGGAAGCCGUUAAAUCUGUGGAUGGAAAGUAUCACAUCUCAGAGACCACCAGAUCAGCAGUCUCAGCCACUGGAAGAGCUGCGGCAGCUGCUGCAACCACUGUGGUCAAUAGUAGCUACUUCUCUAAUGGAGCACUGUGGGUGUCAGAUGCUCUAAAUCGAGCAGCUAAAGCCACAGCUGACUUGGGUAGUCGUAAUGUGAACCAAUGAGACAUAGCAAACAUGGAUACUGGCUUUCAUUGUGUAUAUCAAUACCUCUUGGAAACUACGGCUAGUUGAUAGUUUUAUACUUUGUAGAGGUCAUAAAAGUUUCGUAUAAACUUGUUACUCGUCAAUCUGUGUUGAUUAUAUUCUCACGGAGAGCCAUUAUAGGUUCAUUAUAUGUUGUUUUUUUAGGGUAAGUUUUGUGUAUAUAUGCCUUUGAAAUUCUGUCUCCUGCCCUCUUUCCCAAUAUCCACGAAUUUGAAUUUGCU